Salmo salar (Atlantic salmon) is the source of this 747-nucleotide messenger RNA. The record is from RefSeq and is a predicted model, not a curated record. Lineage: Eukaryota; Metazoa; Chordata; Actinopteri; Salmoniformes; Salmonidae.
AUGCACUGUCCAACAUUGGAGAGCUGUAUCCUAAGCUACAGAGGCAACGUCAUCCUGUACAACAUCACCAAAGGGGUGGAUCCGGACCUGUUGGUGUUUGGAAAGUACUUCACCUCCAACGUGCGGGUGUUGCCCCACCUCUACACCAGAGUCAACGCCUCACAGCCCCUAGCCUCAGACAAGCGCCAGUUCAACCGGCCACCCGUCCCCCCUGCCCCCACCACCACUCCCCCGACCCCCACCACGACUGCCCCCUACACCACCCAGACCAUCCCUGCCUAUCCAUCAACCCACAGAGAAUCAACUACCACCCCUCAUCCCACCACACCUACCCAGCAGCCCACAUCCACAGCCAGGAUGGCCACCACCACCACCAGUCCCCUGACCUCCCUGGCUCCUGCAGCCAACGUGGAUGGCAGUAACAAGCAGGACCUCAACGACACCAAGGGCUACGUGGGCAGGAACCUAACAGAGGCCGCAGGGGGAGAAGGCGACCAGGGUAGCCAGGGCGCGGUGGAGUCCCCCUCACCCGGUGGUUUGGGCCCAGGGUGGCACGUAGCGGCACACACCCUGCUGGUUGCCGCGGUGACGGUCGUCACGGUGCUGCUGAGCUGCUGCUGUUCCGUGCUGCUAGUGGUGAGCUGGAGGGGUCGGAGGAAGAGGAAGGGCCGGUACAGGACCACCUGGAGGGGGAAAGGGGGGUCCAUGCGCCUCAUUAAGUAUGCCAUUGUCAGGGAGAGCUCCUGA